UGCUGUAAACCUUCUUCUACGGCCUUUGGCGUCCAGCCCCCCCGCUGUUCCUGGUUCCUGGUUCCCGGUCGUUGCUUUUGACAACAUAUUCACUGAAGAUGUCAGAAGAUCUGCGGGCAGAGCUGGAGAAAUAUCUGGAGACCUUAAACAUCCAGACGACCUGCGUGGAGCACCCGCCGGUGUUCACAGUGGAGGAGAUGAUGCCUCACCUGCAGGAAGUGAGCGGAGCCGUCACUAAGAACCUGUUCCUGAAGGACAAGAAGAAGAAAGGCCUGUGGCUGGUGUCGGCUCGCCACGACCGCCAGGUCAACCUCAACGACCUCGCCAAGAAGCUCGCCGUCGGCAGCGGCAACCUGCGCUUCGCAGACGAGGCGGCCAUGUUGGAGAAACUCAAGGUGGGUCAGGGCUGCGCGACCGCUCUGGCUCUGCUCUUCGAUAAGGACCAGAGUGUGAAGUUCGUCCUGGACCGGGACCUGGUGGAGGGAGGCCACGAGAUGGUCUACUUCCACCCCAUGACCAACGCCGCCACCAUGGGGCUCCGACCAGACGACCUGCUGCGCUUCCUCAAGGAGACGGGACACGAACCCGUCCUGCAGAGCUUCGAGUAGGACGGGAACCUGGACCGAGUCCACGUGCUGAACAUUUGUACUGGUCUGCUUCGGUUACGGCUCUGCCAAAAAUGCUUUUUACUCUGAGAGAAUUGUCAGAAGAUGAAAUAUUUCAGAUUUAUUUGGGGAUUUUAUCAGUUGAAGACACAAAUCAGCCGAUGGUUGUGUGCCAGAUGUUUUUCUCUCUGUUUGUAAAGAUCGUGUCUGUUCCAUUAAAGGACUGCUGGUUUUA
Molecule: messenger RNA, 840 nt
Organism: Siniperca chuatsi (mandarin fish)
Lineage: Eukaryota; Metazoa; Chordata; Actinopteri; Centrarchiformes; Sinipercidae
Gene: prorsd1
Product: prolyl-tRNA synthetase domain containing 1
Exons: 4
Coding region: 99-608 (169 amino acids)
Molecular function (GO): aminoacyl-tRNA deacylase activity
Source: RefSeq, a predicted model, not a curated record